AUGAAGAAACAAAACACAUCCACGAGCUCUUUGCAUGGAUGUUCCGAACACUCACCAUCAGUGUUGAGCCAUGGAGAUAUUUCGCCUGCUUUUUCUUCCGAAUCUGCGAGUAACCAUGAAGAUAAUAGAUCUGUUAGAUCUUCUCACAACAUGUAUGAUCAUGUGGAUGGUUUAGAUUUAAAUAUUUCGAGUAGAAUUGAAUUAUCCAAUCCUAGACUCUCUCUUGAUUCAUCUGAUGAAAAUGUUGAUAUUAGACAACCACUCACCUAUUAUGAACAAUGGUAUGAAUAUGACAAGUUGAGAAGAGAAUUAAAAUUUAAUAUUCGGAGGUGUAUUUCACUAUUGAGAAAUAGAUAUUCAUUUCAAAGAGAAAGAGGGCUGGAUGAAUUAAUUUCUAUUUUAUCUGGUAUGGAGACAAGUACGGACAAGGAAAUGUUUUCCAUAUUACAAAAGAAGAUGGAUGAAGAUUCAAAUGUAAUUUCAAAUGUGGUUACCACUAUUUUACAAAAUACUACAGCUGGAAAGCACGAGUUGAGUCCUGUGACAGCUGUUGAAAUUUAUAAGGCUCUGUUGGUCUUGGAAGGAUGUUGUUUACUUUCACCAGUGUGUUCCAAUACUUUGGCAACUCUUCAAGGAUUCAAAUUUAUCUUAAAAAUACUAUCUGAUGGUAAUAAUUAUUUGAUAAAUUCAAAUAUGUCAAAGAGCAGUCCAUAUCAAUCUCUCGAUUUUAAAAAUCAAAAAGAUACAGAAGAGCUGUGGGAUGAAAUUCGUUUAACAUGUAUAGAUUGCUUGCUAUCUUGUCUUCAUAAUUGCCCUCAUUGUGUAAUUUUGUUUUGUGAAGACUCGAGUGGACCGGAUGUCAUAUGCACUAUAUUGAGAAACAAGGAUCUCUCUAAAAUCUUACGGUCAAAAUGCGUUGAAUUUUUCUGUAUUUUAGUGAAGCUGCUCACAAAUAUUGAAUCUAACGACGGAUUGCAUGUGACAAAUUUAACAGAAAGGAUAAAAGUUUUUCUUGGAAGCAAGUUGACAAAAGAUUUGCUUGAAAUCUGGAAAGAGAAAGAUGAGGAAUUGGACGUAAUUAAGUGUGACAAUUUUGUUGAUUUGGUCGAUGAGAGGCUUUAA
This is a messenger RNA of Naegleria fowleri, 1122 nucleotides long. RefSeq lists its product as uncharacterized. The record is from RefSeq and is a predicted model, not a curated record. The coding region runs from base 1 to 1122 and encodes 373 amino acids. Lineage: Eukaryota; Heterolobosea; Eutetramitea; Acrasida; Naegleriidae. The transcript is spliced from 2 exons.